AUGGAAUUGAGGAGUUUCAAUCAUUUUCACUACAUUAAUGCAAUCAAAGAUGGCAAGGUUACGAGAGUACCAAAUGUGUAUCGUGGUAAGCCAGCCCUCAAGUUCAGGAAUCUUCAAGAUGUGUACAGGGAUUUGAAGAACGCCCCUAAUUCUCCUAUGUUUGAGGGAAGUGAACCAAAGGCUGAAAGGGAGAGUGGAGCUUCUUCCAAGGGUAACUCCAGAGAAGCGGUGGAAGAGGAUAAGAAUGAGGAAGAUCUUGAUUUCUGUUGUCUUACACUGAAGCAACUCAGGGGGAGAUGCAUGGCGAAGAACGAAAGCGUUCCAGCAAAGAAUCAUCCACUGGAAGUAGCUUGUCAGGAGCCGAGGAAGAUGAUUGUGAUCUUAUGGAGUGCCUCAGCAGUUGGAGACGAUGAAUCCCCACGUCACGCGGACUCAAGUGUAUCUUCAGAUAUUCAUGUCAAAGACGAGGUUCCUGAGAGUGAUCAUGGGGAUUGCCAAGCCAUUGUAUUAAGUGACUGGGUAGAGCCAGUUGCUCCAUUUGGAUUGCCUUCUGAUGAUGAAGAGCCCGACUUGAGCUCUGAAUGUGAGUUUGAGAUUCCUGAGGCUGGACAUGUAGAUUGCCAAGCUAUUGUUGUAUUUAACUUAUUGGACAGCUCUAGCGGUAGGGUUGAGCCACUUGCUUCUUUUGGGUCAUCCUUCGAUCGAGAGCCUGGCUCGAGUUUUGGUUGUGAUGUUGAAACUGGAUUGUCAAUAGUAUCUCCUCCUGAGCUUCUGGAAUUGAAAAACCAUGAUUCUCAGACUGAGGAGUCUGAAACGGCUAGAACUUUCAAUGACAUCAAUAAUGAGCUUCAAUGUUGUUCAGUCGAAAUUGAUCUUCAAAUUGAAGAGCUUGAAGAUGGGCUGGAAAACUGCCAUCCAUCAAAUGCGUCUUUGUCAAUGUUGGAGGAAGACGUCAUGGUUGUUGAUUCACAUCCAAUUGGAAAGUUGGACAAAGUAGUCUCUUCAAGUAAGGAUCAUUGCUCAAUUGUACACGACGAUUCCAAAGAAGAGCUGCAGAAUGCUAGCCCUACUGCCAUCAAGGUGGAAAUCACUACAAAAGAUAGCACUGAGUGCAUGGUGGUGGAUUCGUGUCGCUUUGAGGGUGAAGAUAAAAAUGAAAAACCUCAAGCCACGGUUGACAGUUUUCCUAAUGCAGUCAGCAACGACAAAGGUCAAAUUUUGCAUCCAACCUCAAGCCAAGAUAGAUGCUCUUCUUCUACUGAUGUAGUAGUGCAGUCUCCAUUAUCUCCAGCCAUGAAACCUGGAUCUGGUCAGCCAGUUGAGUUGGUCGCCUGUGAGGACUCUGAUACUUCAGAUCAGCGGCAACAUCCUCCUGAAAGGCUCCUUUCAGCAAGGAAGGCCAUUUCUCCAACUUCACAGGAAAAGCUUCGCAAAGCUAUGGAAUCCAAUGAGUUAGAUGAUGAGCAAUUAUACAAUAAGAAAUUAUGCUACGGAAAGAAGCAGCCAGAGAGAACCAAUAGCAGGCCUGAUGCGGUGAAUCAGGCCAAGAGAGCUGCUGAAAACACAGUUAGUUCACAACACUUGAUGAGGAAACUCAAGAACCCGAAACCCAUUAGUCCUCCUCCUAAUGACGUCCCCAGGACCAUUUCCCGUCCUGUUCGUGCUCCGAGUUUCAGUACAAGGUGCAACUCAAUACAAAGUUGUUCAGAGAAUGCCAUCUCGUUUUCGCAGAACCAUAUGCGUGACCUCGAAUCCAUGGCGACUAAGCUCACCAAGGAAUUGAAGUCUAUGAAGGAUAUUGCUGAAGCAGCAUUGCACUUCAAUCCAUCUGCCUCCCCCAAGUACACUCACCAAGAGGCAAGUAGCACCAUAGAGAAAGCAGCAAGAGUGGAAGAAAAUGUACGAAGAUGGCUCUCCACAAUGGCAAGGGAUUGCGAUCGCUUCUGCAAACUAAUGAAAUUGACCCAAAAUGGUCCCGCAACUACUUCAGCAGCAAUCGUCGUCGCCCAGAAGGAGAAGAGGAAUAUAUCUUUCACCAACGAAGCCGGCGGGAAGCUCUGUCACGUCAAGACUUUCAAGAGCGAGGUCGAGUUCAUGGAGCCCAUUAAUCUCGACGAUUGA
This is a messenger RNA of Linum trigynum, 2121 nucleotides long. Lineage: Eukaryota; Viridiplantae; Streptophyta; Magnoliopsida; Malpighiales; Linaceae. The record is from the annotation of a GenBank genome assembly.